AUGCCAUUGAUGGGAGUGACGUUUCUGAUCUUAAUGGUCUUCACAAUUGCGACAACGCUUAGAAAAGAUCCGGUGAAAAGCAACCCGCUGGAGGCAUUCCUUGGAGUUAUUUGUCCAAUUCUUUCACUGGUCGCUUCAUUUGGAAACUUAUUCUGGGUAUUUUCUGAACACAAUUCUAUAUUAUUUAAUUCCAUGCUAUUGAUUCAGCUCGGCUUUGAAUUCUUGCCGAUUGUUACUGUUGUGCCAUUCUUAAUACUCGCUAUAGGCGUAGACGACGUUUUCAUUUUUAUCCAUGCGUUUCACCUAACCAACGACAGGCUCUCUGUCAGGGAGCGAAUAGCUGAAACACUUGCCGAUGCAGGUCCCUCUAUCUCAAUUACAUCUCUUACUAAUCUACUUUCAUUUGGUAUUGGAAUUUCUACGAAUACGCCAGCCAUUUAUACGUUUUGCGUAUUCAUCUCAGUCGCUGUUAUCUAUGAUUAUCUCUAUCAAAUCUUCUUUUUCUCUGCUGUUCUAACACUUGGAGGGCAACGUGAGGCAAGAAGAGGAAAUGCGUACUUAUGCUGUUUAACAGUACCACCAAAAUCUAAGACAGACAAAAAAGAGAAACCGCAUAGGAUUGUCCGCUUGGUAUCAAAAUUGCUUGAUUUGAUUCUGGAUACUUGGGUCGAUUUCAGUUUGUCGAUUUGGAGCAAAUUCAUCGUAGGAGGUUUGUCUGCAAAAGUUUUAUAAUU
Molecule: messenger RNA, 734 nt
Organism: Strongylus vulgaris
Lineage: Eukaryota; Metazoa; Nematoda; Chromadorea; Rhabditida; Strongylidae
Source: the annotation of a GenBank genome assembly